Molecule: messenger RNA, 6161 nt
Organism: Rattus norvegicus (Norway rat)
Lineage: Eukaryota; Metazoa; Chordata; Mammalia; Rodentia; Muridae
Source: RefSeq, a predicted model, not a curated record
GAGCACUGACUGCUCUUCUAGAGGCCCUGAGUUCAAAUCCCAGCAUCCACAUGGUGGCUCACAACCAUCUCUAAGAGGAUCUGACGCCCUCUUCUGGUGUGUUUGAGGACAGCUACAGUGUACUUAUAUAUAAUAAAUAAAUCUUAAAAAAAUAAUAAACCAGGGCUGGGGAUUUAGCUCAGUGGUAGUGCGCUUACCUAGGAAGCGCAAGGCCCUGGGUUCGGUCCCCAGCUCCGAAAAAAAGAACCAAAAAAAAAAAUAAUAAUAAUAAUAAACCUUGUCAGGAAGAGGACUGAGGGACCGGUCUCAAGGACCUGUUGUGGAAUAUCCACCAGAGAAGACAUUUAAGGCAACAGAAACAUCUCUAUUAAUGGUUACUGCACUGGGUGUUCAGGGUCCCAGUGUGGUCCUGAGUGUCUCAGGGUAAACUUUUAAAUACAAAACCCAUAUCCUGGGUCGACACACUUCUGUUAACAACAACAGUUAGCCAGAAGCAGAACUGCAGAAGCCAAAAAGCAAGGUUCGUGAUGUCCCAGAACUGUGGACUUUGAUAGAUUAGGUCUAUGUUUUCACUUUUUGCUGUCUGUGCUGAGUUUUACAGCCUGAAUGGUGCUUCCAAUGUGCAGUCAGUUGUGCUAAGGUCUGGGGCCGUGUUAAGGACGUAGUGGGAAGGGUUAGAGGAGGAACCAUCAAGGCGCCACAGGAAGAUUGCUAAAUUUGUAUAUAACUCUUUUGUUUGCUUUUCUUUUGAGACAGUCUCACAUUGUAGCCCCUAGAUGGUCUUGAACUCACAGCAAUCCCACUGCCUCAGCUUCCUACCUGCUGCAGAAUUACCUGCCUUAAGUCUGAUUAUAUAACAGAAGGCUGAGAAAAUGGAUCUUCGAAUAGAUGGUGGGGACAAAGGUUGGGUGGUAGAGAAAAACCCUGGGGCUCCCUCACAGCCCUGCUUCGUGACUUCCUUCAGGUGAAAAGCCCUCUUCCCCAAUGUCCAGAGUCCUUGUUGAGAAAGACCUGCGUGGUCUCAUGACCCCUCUCCAACCUUCCUAGCUGGUGUUGCAAGAAGCAGGCAGUGGACGUGGGGGAGAAGAGUCUGCGGCCAGAGCCGUUGGAUGGUGGCGGUGUGGAGAUUGCUGCCUUUGACUGAGACUCCUGUGUGGCCUGGGCCUGCCUGGAACUCACUGUGUAUCAACCAUUCUGCCUCCAGCCAGUGUAGCCAUACUCAGUUCGUUUCAGAUUGUGGAAUCCCUCCACACCUGCUGGACCACAGGUCGGUUCACUGGUACUGGAGAGUUUAAGAUGUUGCAAGUCCAGAACCCAGUUAUCUUGAGCAUUCCAUCUUAACCUCCAUGGCCAUUUAUGGCCAUCCAUCCCCCGUGGGUGACCUAAUGUCUUUGUAGCUGUUAGGUAAACCUUUUGGAAUGUAACACAGAACACUAGCUCCCACCAACCAAAAUGCUAAGACUUCAGAUAGCAUCCAAGGCCUGUAGCCAAGAUUCCUCACUUGUCUGAGCGAGGCUUACCUGAUGCGUCCAUCCAGGUAUUUUAGAGGUGUCUGGAUAUAUGGGUUUUUCUUUUUAUAAAACUUCAGGGAAGGGGUUGGGGAUUUAGCUCAGUGGUAAAGCGCUUGCCUAGCAAACGCAAGGCCCUGGGUUCGGUCCCCAGCUCCGAAAAAAAGAAAAAAAAAAAAAAAACUUCAGGGAAGAUCCAGGUGGUGGUUUACCACCCUUCUAGCCCUUGGGAGGCAGAGGCAGGCAGAUCUUUGAGUUUGAAGCCAGCCUGUUCUACAGAAGGAGUUCCAGGAAAGCCAGGACUACACACACAGUAAGCCUGGCAUGAGAGAACAUGGCAUUAAUGGAAAACUUGUAUCUGCAUCUAUGUUCUUGGCCAUGGACACUCAUAUUUAGCUCUAGAAUAAACUGCCUUUUGUUCAGUUGAGAAUUGUGGUUUUUGUAUCCACUAGCUGUUUUUCUGGUUUGUUUUGUUUUUGAGACAGGGUCUCAUAGCCAAGGAUAGCCUUGAAUCCGUGGUCCUAUUGCCUCCCAUCUCCUCAGAGCUGCAGUUAUAAGCAUACACUACCAUGCCCAACUGGUGCUGGAGAAUGAUCCCAGGCCUUCUUGAAUGCUUGGCAAGUACUCUACCAUUCCCAGCACCAAGAUGGCAGCCCACAACCGUCUGGAACUCCAACGUGUUCCAGGGGUCCAACACCUAAGGUAACAAGCCUGGCCUCUGCGGGCAUUAGGCGUGCACAUGGUGCACAUGCAGAAACACUCAACACACAGAAAAAAUAAAUUAACCUUAAAAAAACAAGUAUUUUGGGGCUGGAGAGAUGACUCAGUGGUUAAGAGCACUGACUACUCUUCCAGAGGUCCUGAGUUCGAAUCCCAGCAACCACAUGGUGGCUCACAACCAUCUGUAAUGGGAUCUGAUGCCCUCUUCUGGUGUGUCUGAAGACAGCUACGGUGUACUUAUAUAAUAAAUAAAUGAAUAAAUAAACAAAUAUUUUUUAAAGUAGAUGAUACACAAAUACAUAGAUAUAUAGAUACAUACAUACACACAUACCUAGAUACAUACAUACAUACAUACAUACAUACAUACAUAUAUAGAUGCAGAAAGAGAGAGAGGUGAAAGAUACAUAUAUAGAUACAUGACACACAGUUUUGGCUGAGCUAUGCAGUAGACCCUAUGCACAAAACCACACUGGGGUCACUGAGGCUAAAACGUCACCUUCCUUAACCCUGGUGAGAAGCAACAGCCCAGUUCCCCAGCAGUCCCAUGUCUUAGUCAUUUCACGAAAUGGCCAGUCUGCUCUCUGUUCUCUGUUCAGUGUUCUCAAGCCUCCCCCAUCUCUGUUCAGCCCCUCAGAACACCCACUCUGCAUUGUAGAGCGAAGUGUUUCUGGGCUGUAGAAUUGGGCCAAUACAUCAGUCUGGAUUGUGUCCUAUGUCGGACAUAGACUAAAAGGACAAAUGGAGCCAGAUGUUAGGCAAGGCUUUUUGUGUAUGCGUGAUUUCCCAAGCCACACUCACCAUAUUAUAGCCUACCAAGUCCCCCAAGUUUCCCAAAUGGCCUCAGUCUGCUUCUUCUUUUCUUUUCACUCUGUUUCAGUUCUUGUUUUGUUUCUUUUUGUUUCUUUUUUUUUUUUUUUUUGACACUAUGAACUCCAGACAGGUUGCACCCAAAGUUCCCCUGCUUCAUAUUCUGAAGUGCUGGGAUUCCAGGUGUGAGCCACCACGCCAGACUCUAGCCAUUAUAUCGUGAUCUGUACAGACAUUUCUUUCCAGAGUGCAGCCCCGAGGUAAUUCCAGGAACUGACAAGGAUUGCUUCUAAGAAGACAACUGGUGACUACAAAGGGGAACUGAUUAGUGUUUAUACUUUGCAACUUUUUGUUUUAUUUUAUAUAAAAGAAUUUUUUUUAUUCACAGUCUCACUAUGUAGCCUUGGGUGUCCUGAACUCACUGUGUAGAUCAAGUUGACCUCAAACUCAUAGAGAUUUGCCUCUGCCUCUGCCUCUGCCUCUGCCUCUGCCUCUGCCUCUGCCUCUGCCUCUGCCUCUGCCUCUGCCUCUGCCUCUGCCUCUGCCUCUGCCUCUGCCUCUGCCUCUGCCUCUGCCUCUUCCCUCUGCCUCUGCCUCUGCCUCUGCCUCUGCCUCUGCCCUCUGGCCUCUGCCUCUGCCUCUGCCUCUGCCUCUCUGCCUCUCUGCCUCUCUGCCUCUGCCUCUCUGCCUCUCUGCCUCUCUGCCUCUCUGCCUCUCUGCCUCUCUGCCUCUCUGCCUCUCUGCCUCUCUGCCUCUCUGCCUCUCUGCCUCUCUGCCUCUCUGCCUCUCUGCCUCUCUGCCUCUGCCUCUGCCUCUGCCUCUGCCUCUGCCUCUCUGCCUCUCUGCCUCUGCCUCUGCCUCUGCCUCUGCCUCUGCCUCUGCCUCUGCCUCUGCCUGGAGUACUAGAAUUAAAGACCUGAGCUACCAUAAGUAGCUCAGAUUCACUUUAUCUUUAACUAUGUGUAUGUGUGCAUGUGAGUGUAGUGCCUGAAGAGGCCAGAAAAGGGUGUUGGACCCCCAGGAACUGAAGUCACAGGUAGUGCUCAGCCCCUAGAGAUUGACAUGGGUGCUGGGAACUCAACUCCAGACCUCUGCAAUGAAGUGCGUGCUCUUAACCAAUGAACCAUCUUCUAACUCCCUGCUCUUUUCUUUAAGAUGGGACUUCCUUUAGCCCAAGAUGGCCUUCAAUUAUAGAUUCAGAGCAGUGGAUGAACCUAACUUCUGAUCCUCCUGUUUCCACCACCAAGGUGCUGGGUUUGCAGAGGUACACCACCGAGGAGGCAGCCUCUCGGGAGCCCACACCUCUGUUGGGACCUUCUUCUACAGAAGACCUGCUGAAACAACUAGCCCGAGGGACUGAGCAACUGCUGGAUUCUUGGAAUUCCCAUUCACAGCUGCCCAUUGUUGGGUUAGUUGGACUGUAGGCUUCAAAACCAAGCGGGGCGCGGCGACCAUGGGUGCCUGGACUUCCAGAACCCGGAUCCCUAUGCCGGAGCCCGAUCCCCAGGAGGCCCUGGACCUGAGUCGACUGCCCCCGGAGCUGCUCCUGCUGGUACUGAGCCACGUGCCCCCGCGCACGCUGCUGGUACACUGCCGCCGGGUCUGCCGCGCCUGGCGCGCGUUGGUGGAUGGCCAGGCCCUUUGGCUGCUGCUGCUGGCCCGAGACCACAGCGCAGCGGGCCGCGCCCUGUUGACGUUAGCCCGCCGCUGCCUGCCCCCAGCCCGCGAAGGCACGCCCUGCCCGCUGGGCCAAUUCUGCGCAUUAAGACCGCUAGGACGCAACCUCCUCUGCAACCCCUGUGGCCAAGAGGGCCUGCGCAAGUGGAUGGUGCGGCAUGGUGGGGAUGGCUGGGUGGUGGAGAAGAACAGGAAACCUGUACCUGGGGCCCCCUCACAGACCUGCUUCGUGACUUCCUUCAGCUGGUGUCGAAAGAAGCAGGUUGUGGACCUAGAGGAGAAGGGUCUAUGGCCAGAGCUGCUGGACAGUGGUGGUGUGGAGAUUGCUGUGUCUGACUGGUGGGGAGCUCGACACGACAGUGGCUGUAAGUACCGUCUCUUUGUCACGCUUCUUGACGCUCACCAGAACGUCAUAGAGAAGUUCUCCUCUGUGCCGGACCCCAUUGAACAGUGGAACAACGAUGUCUACCUGCAGGUCACCCACGUGUUCUCCAACAUCAGGAGGGGCGUCCGUUUUGUGUCUUUUGAACACUGGGGCCAGGACACACAGUUCUGGGCUGGCCACUAUGGGGCCAGAAUGACGAACUCCAGCGUGAUUGUACGAGUCUGUCCAUCCUAGUCAAAAGGCCACCAUUUUGACAAGACAAUCUGACUGUGCCUUCCUGGAGCUGUCAUCUGGAAACCCUCAUGAGUCAAGCACUGUCCCUCCCUGGUUCAUGAAACUUUAGGAUCCACUGAAGGGUCCUGCUUGGCCUUUUUUCAGAGUCUGGAACACGGAAGUCCUCCAUCAGGUCUGCCUGUUGCUGCUGCUUUAGAGCAUGGGUGCCUGGGUGCCCGGAUGCACAGGUGCCUAGAUGCACGGGUGCCCUGAUGCAUGGGUUCCCUGAUGCAUGGGUGCAUGCUGGUCUUAGAUCACAAGCUGUCCCCGAUAUUGAUCCCUGACCCUUUUUUGAGACAGAUGCCUUUGGCGCUUUGUGCUGGGACUACAGGCACACACUGACACCACUCAGCUUUGUGCAGUGCUGGGGAUGAGCCCAGGGUUUCGUGCAUGCCAGGCAAGCAUUUUGCUCUCCGAGCAACAUGCCAGCAUCCCCUCUGGUCACAUGCUGUUUCUGCCUCAGGGACUUUCUCUGUCCCUUCACUGAAGCCCUCUACUUAUGGCUGAACUCAGAAUUUAUGGUUAGCAAAACUCCAGCUCCCUUGGGUAAGGAACCAAAGCUUUCUUGACUACAACCAGGCUUCCGUAUUGAAGGGUGUCUUAGGGUAUCUACCCACAGAUUUUCUCCAAACAAUUAGGAAGUGCCUAGAGCCCAGGCCCUGAUCAUCACAGAUGUCUAUAAUUGUGUUAUAUUUAAAGUUACCUUUCAUUUUCUCAAACAAUGAGAGAAUAACACACUGGCAAUAUCUACCUGCCAAUUGCACUGUAAUAAAUUGAUUAUUUUGCCUAAA